This is a messenger RNA of Closterium sp. NIES-65, 11808 nucleotides long. The record is from the annotation of a GenBank genome assembly. NCBI's taxonomy places the organism in Eukaryota, Viridiplantae, Streptophyta, Zygnematophyceae, Desmidiales, Closteriaceae.
AUGUUUCACUACCUGAGCAUCUCUCUGUUACACCACCUGAGCAUCUCUCUGUUUCACUACCAAAGCAUCUCUCUGUUUCACUACCUGAGCAUCUCUCUGUUUCACUACCUGAUCAUCUCUCUGUUUCACUACCUGAGCAUCUCACUAUUUCACCACCUGAGCAUCUCUCUGUUUCACUACCUGAGCAUCUCUCUGUUUCACUACGUGAGCAUCUCUCUGUUUCACUACCUGAGCAUCUCUCUGUUUUACUACCUGAGCAUCUCUCUGUUUCACAACCGGAGCAUCUCUCUCUUUCACUACCUGAGCAUCUCUCUCUUUCACUACCUGAGCAUCUCUCUGUUUCACUACCUGAGCAUCUCUCUGUUUCACUACCUGAGCAUCUCUCUCUUUCACUACCUGAGCAUCUCUCUGUUUCACUACCUGAGCAUCUCUCUGUUUCACUACCUGAGCAUCUCUCUCUUUCACUACCUGAGCAUCUCUCUGUUUCACUACCUGAGCAUCUCUCUGUUUCACUACCUGAGCAUCUCUCUGUUUCACUACCUGAGCAUCUCUCUGUUUCACUACCUGAGCAUCUCUCUGUUUCACUACCUGAGCAUCUCUCUGUUUCACAACCGGAGCAUCCCUCUGUUUCACUACCUGAGCAUCUCUCUCUUUCACUACCUGAGCAUCUCUCUGUCUCACUACCUGAGCAUCUCUCUGUUUCACUACCUGAGCAUCUCUCUGUUUCACUACCUGAGCAUCUCUCUCUUUCACUACCUGAGCAUCUCUCUGUUUCACUACCUGAGCAUCUCUCUGUUUCACUACCUGAGCAUCUCUCUGUUUUACUACCUGAGCAUCUCUCUGUUUCACUACCUGAGCAUCUCUCUGUUUCACAACCGGAGCAUCCCUCUGUUUCACUACCUGAGCAUCUCUCUCUUUCACUACCUGAGCAUCUCUCUGUCUCACUACCUGAGCAUCUCUCUGUUUCACUACCUGAGCAUCUCUCUCUUUCACUACCUGAGCAUCUCUCAGUUUCACUACCUGAGCAUCUCUCUGUUUCACAACCGGAGCAUCUCUCUGUUUCACUACCUGAGCAUCUCUCUGUUUCACUACCUGAGCAUAUCUCUGUUUCACAACCGGAGCAUCUCUCUGUUUCACUACCUGAGCAUCUCUCUCUUUCACUACCUGAGCAUCUCUCUGUUUCACUACCUGAGCAUCUCUCUGUUUCACUACCUGAGCAUCUCCCUGUUUCACUACCUGAGCAUCUCUCUCUUUCACUACCUGAGCAUCUCUCUCUUUCACUACCUGAGCAUCUCUCUCUUUCACUACCUGAGCAUCUCUCUCUUUCACUACCUGAGCAUCUCUCUCUUUCACUACCUGAGCAUCUCUCUGUUUCACUACCUGAGCAUCUCUCUGUUUCACUACCUGAGCAUCUCUCUGUUUCACUACCCGAGCAUCUCUCUGUUUCACUACCUGAGCAUCUCUCUGUUUCACUACCUGAGCAUCUCUCUGUUUCACUACCUGAGCAUCUCUCUGUUUCACUACCUGAGCAUCUCUCUGUUUCACUACCUGAGCAUCUCUCUGUUUCACUACCUGAGCAUCUCUCUGUUUCACUACCUGAGCAUCUCUCUCUUUCACUACCUGAGCAUCUCUCUCUUUCACUACCUGAGCAUCUCUCUGUUUCACUACCUGAGCAUCUCUCUGUGCCACUACCUGAGAAUCUCUCUGUUUCACUACCUGAGCAUCUCUCUGUUUCACUACCUGAGCAUCUCUCUGUUUCACUACCUGAGCAUCUCUCUGUUUCACUACCUGAGCAUCUCUCUGUUUCACUACCUGAGCAUCUCUCUGUUUCACUACCUGAGCAUCUCUCCGUUUCACUACCUGAGCAUCUCUCUGUUUCACUACCUGAGCAUCUCUCUGUUUCACUACCUGGGCAUCUCUCUCUUUCACUACCUGAGCAUCUCUCUGUUUCACUACCUGAGCAUCUCUCUGUUUCACUACCUGAGCAUCUCUCUGUUUCACAACUGGAGCAUCUCUCUGUUUCACAACUGGAGCAUCUCUCUGUUUCACUACCUGAGCAUCUCUCUGUUUCACUACCUGAGCAUCUCUCUGUUUCACUACCUGAGCAUCUCUCUGUUUCACUACCUGAGCAUCUCUCUGUUUCACUACCUGAGCAUCUCUCUGUUUCACUACCUGAGCAUCUCUCUGUUUCACUACCUGAGCAUCUCUCUGUUUCACUACCUGAGCAUCUCUCUGUUUCACUACCUGAGCAUCUCUCUGUUUCACUACCUGAGCAUCUCUCUGUUUCACUACCUGAGCAUCUCUCUGUUUCACUACCGGAGCAUCUCUCUCUUUCACUACCUGAGCAUCUCUCUCUUUCACUACCUGAGCAUCUCUCUGUUUCACUACCUGAGCAUCUCUCUGUUUCACUACCUGAGCAUCUCUCUCUUUCACUACCUGAGCAUCUCUCUGUUUCACUACCUGAGCAUCUCUCUCUUUCACUACCUGAGCAUCUCUCUCUUUCACUACCUGAGCAUCUCUCUGUUUCACUACCUGAGCAUCUCUCUCUUUCACUACCUGAGCAUCUCUCUCUUUCACUACCUGAGCAUCUCUCUGUUUCACUACCUGAGCAUCUCUCUGUUUCACUACCUGAGCAUCUCUCUGUUUCACUACCUGAGCAUCUCUCUGUUUCACUACCUGAGCAUCUCUCUGUUUCACUACCUGAGCAUCUCUCUGUUUCACUACCUGAGCAUCUCUCUCUUUCACUACCUGAGCAUCUCUCUGUUUCACUACCUGAGCAUCUCUCUGUUUCACUACCUGAGCAUCUCUCUGUUUCACCACCUGAGCAUCUCUCUGUUUCACCACCUGAGCAUCUCUCUGUUUCACUACCUGAGCAUCUCUCUGUUUCACUACCAGAGCAUCUCUCUGUUUCACUACCUGAGCAUCUCUCUGUUUCACUACCUGAGCAUCUCUCUGUUUCACCACCUGAGCAUCUCUCUGUUUCACUACCUGAGCAUCUCUCUGUUUCACUACGUGAGCAUCUCUCUGUUUCACUACCUGAGCAUCUCUCUGUUUCACAACCGGAGCAUCUCUCUGUUUCACUACCUGAGCAUCUCUCUCUUUCACUACCUGAGCAUCUCUCUGUCUCACUACCUGAGCAUCUCUCUGUUUCACUACCUGAGCAUAUCUCUCUUUCACUACCUGAGCAUCUCUCUGUUUCACUACCUGAGCAUCUCUCUCUUUCACUACCUGAGCAUCUCUCUCUUUCACUACCUGAGCAUCUCUCUGUUUCACUACCUGAGCAUCUCUCUCUUUCACUACCUGAGCAUCUCUCUCUUUCACUACCUGAGCAUCUCUCUGUUUCACUACCUGAGCAUCUCUCUGUUUCACUACCUGAGCAUAUCUCUGUUUCACAACCGGAGCAUCUCUCUGUUUCACUACCUGAGCAUCUCUCUCUUUCACUACCUGAGCAUCUCUCUGUUUCACUACCUGAGCAUCUCUCUGUUUCACUACCUGAGCAUCUCUCUCUUUCACUACCUGAGCAUCUCUCUCUUUCACUACCUGAGCAUCUCUCUGUUUCACUACCUGAGCAUCUCUCUGUUUCACUACCUGAGCAUCUCUCUGUUUCACUACCUGAGCAUCUCUCUCUUUCACUACCUGAGCAUCUCUCUGUUUCACUACCUGAGCAUCUCUCUCUUUCACUACCUGAGCAUCUCUCUGUUUCACUACCUGAGCAUCUCUCUCUUUCACUACCUGAGCAUCUCUCUCUUUCACUACCUGAGCAUCUCUCUGUUUCACUACCUGAGCAUCUCUCUCUUUCACUACCUGAGCAUCUCUCUCUUUCACUACCUGAGCAUCUCUCUGUUUCACUACCUGAGCAUCUCUCUCAUCUCUCUGUUUCACUACCUGAGCAUCUCUCUGUUUCACUACCUGAGCAUCUCUCUGUUUCACUACCUGAGCAUCUCUCUCUUUCACUACCUGAGCAUCUCUCCGUUUCACUACCUGAGCAUCUCUCUGUUUCACUACCUGAGCAUCUCUCUGUUUCACUACCUGGGCAUCUCUCUCUUUCACUACCUGAGCAUCUCUCUGUUUCACUACCUGAGCAUCUCUCUGUUUCACUACCUGAGCAUCUCUCUGUUUCACAACUGGAGCAUCUCUCUCUUUCACUACCUGAGCAUCUCUCUCUUUCACUACCUGAGCAUCUCUCUGUUUCACUACCUGAGCAUCUCUCUGUUUCACUACCUGAGCAUCUCUCUCUUUCACUACCUGAGCAUCUCCCUGUUUCACUACCUGAGCAUCUCUCUGUUUCACUACCUGAGCAUCUCUCUGUUUCACUACCUGAGCAUCUCUCUGUUUCACUACCUGAGCAUCUCUCUGUUUCACUACCUGAGCAUCUCUCUGUUUCACUACCUGAGCAUCUCUCCGUUUCACUACCUGAGGAUCUCUCUGUUUCACUAUCUGAGCAUCUCUCUGUUUCACUACCUGAGCAUCUCUCUGUUUCACUACCUGAGCAUCUCUCUGUUUCACUACCUGAGCAUCUCUCUGUUUCACUACCUGAGCAUCUCUCCGUUUCACUACCUGAGCAUCUCUCUGUUUCACUACCUGAGCAUCUCUCUCUUUCACUACCUGAGCAUCUCUCUCUUUCACUACCUGAGCAUCUCUCUGUUUCACUACCUGAGCAUCUCUCCGUUUCACUACCUGAGGAUCUCUCUGUUUCACUAUCUGAGCAUCUCUCUGUUUCACUACCUGAGCAUCUCUCUGUUUCACUACCUGAGCAUCUCUCUGUUUCACUACCUGAGCAUCUCUCUGUUUCACUACCUGAGCAUCUCUCCGUUUCACUACCUGAGCAUCUCUCUGUUUCACUACCUGAGCAUCUCUCUCUUUCACUACCUGAGCAUCUCUCUCUUUCACUACCUGAGCAUCUCUCUGUUUCAUUACCUGAGCAUCUCUCUGAUUCACUACCGGAGCAUCUCUCUGUUUCACUACCUGAGCAUCUCUAUGUUUCACUACCUGAGCAUCUCUCUGUUACACCACCUGAGCAUCUCUCUGUUUCACUACCAAAGCAUCUCUCUGUUUCACUACCUGAGCAUCUCUCUGUUUCACUACCUGAUAAUCUCUCUGUUUCACUACCUGAGCAUCUCACUGUUUCACCACCUGAGCAUCUCUCUGUUUCACUACCUGAGCAUCUCUCUGUUUCACUACGUGAGCAUCUCUCUGUUUCACUACCUGAGCAUCUCUCUGUUUUACUACCUGAGCAUCUCUCUGUUUCACAACCGGAGCAUCUCUCUCUUUCACUACCUGAGCAUCUCUCUCUUUCACUACCUGAGCAUCUCUCUGUUUCACUACCUGAGCAUCUCUCUGUUUCACUACCUGAGCAUCUCUCUCUUUCACUACCUGAGCAUCUCUCUGUUUCACUACCUGAGCAUCUCUCUCUUUCACUACCUGAGCAUCUCUCUGUUUCACUACCUGAGCAUCUCUCUGUUUCACUACCUGAGCAUCUCUCUGUUUCACUACCUGAGCAUCUCUCUGUUUCACUACCUGAGCAUCUCUCUGUUUCACUACCUGAGCAUCUCUCUGUUUCACAACCGGAGCAUCCCUCUGUUUCACUACCUGAGCAUCUCUCUCUUUCACUACCUGAGCAUCUCUCUGUCUCACUACCUGAGCAUCUCUCUGUUUCACUACCUGAGCAUCUCUCUCUUUCACUACCUGAGCAUCUCUCAGUUUCACUACCUGAGCAUCUCUCUGUUUCACAACCGGAGCAUCUCUCUGUUUCACUACCUGAGCAUCUCUCUGUUUCACUACCUGAGCAUAUCUCUGUUUCACAACCGGAGCAUCUCUCUGUUUCACUACCUGAGCAUCUCUCUCUUUCACUACCUGAGCAUCUCUCUGUUUCACUACCUGAGCAUCUCUCUGUUUCACUACCUGAGCAUCUCUCUGUUUCACUACCUGAGCAUCUCUCUCUUUCACUACCUGAGCAUCUCUCUCUUUCACUACCUGAGCAUCUCUCUCUUUCACUACCUGAGCAUCUCUCUCUUUCACUACCUGAGCAUCUCUCUCUUUCACUACCUGAGCAUCUCUCUCUUUCACUACCUGAGCAUCUCUCUCUUUCACUACCUGAGCAUCUCUCUGUUUCACUACCUGAGCAUCUCUCUGUUUCACUACCUGAGCAUCUCUCUGUUUCACUACCCGAGCAUCUCUCUGUUUCACUACCUGAGCAUCUCUCUGUUUCACUACCUGAGCAUCUCUCUGUUUCACUACCUGAGCAUCUCUCUGUUUCACUACCUGAGCAUCUCUCUGUUUCACUACCUGAGCAUCUCUCUGUUUCACUACCUGAGCAUCUCUCUGUUUCACUACCUGAGCAUCUCUCUCUUUCACUACCUGAGCAUCUCUCUGUUUCACUACCUGAGCAUCUCUCUGUUUCACUACCUGAGCAUCUCUCUGUGCCACUACCUGAGAAUCUCUCUGUUUCACUACCUGAGCAUCUCUCUGUUUCACUACCUGAGCAUCUCUCUCUUUCACUACCUGAGCAUCUCUCUCUUUCACUACCUGAGCAUCUCUCUGUUUCACUACCUGAGCAUCUCUCUGUUUCACUACCUGAGCAUCUCUCCGUUUCACUACCUGAGCAUCUCUCUGUUUCACUACCUGAGCAUCUCUCUGUUUCACUACCUGGGCAUCUCUCUCUUUCACUACCUGAGCAUCUCUCUGUUUCACUACCUGAGCAUCUCUCUGUUUCACUACCUGAGCAUCUCUCUGUUUCACAACUGGAGCAUCUCUCUGUUUCACAACUGGAGCAUCUCUCUGUUUCACUACCUGAGCAUCUCUCUGUUUCACUACCUGAGCAUCUCUCUGUUUCACUACCUGAGCAUCUCUCUGUUUCACUACCUGAGCAUCUCUCUCUUUCACUACCUGAGCAUCUCUCUGUUUCACUACCUGAGCAUCUCUCUGUUUCACUACCUGAGCAUCUCUCUGUUUCACUACCUGAGCAUCUCUCUGUUUCACUACCUGAGCAUCUCUCUGUUUCACUACCUGAGCAUCUCUCUGUUUCACUACCUGAGAAUCUCUCUGUUUCACUACCGGAGCAUCUCUCUCUUUCACUACCUGAGCAUCUCUCUCUUUCACUACCUGAGCAUCUCUCUGUUUCACUACCUGAGCAUCUCUCUGUUUCACUACCUGAGCAUCUCUCUCUUUCACUACCUGAGCAUCUCUCUGUUUCACUACCUGAGCAUCUCUCUCUUUCACUACCUGAGCAUCUCUCUCUUUCACUACCUGAGCAUCUCUCUGUUUCACUACCUGAGCAUCUCUCUCUUUCACUACCUGAGCAUCUCUCUCUUUCACUACCUGAGCAUCUCUCUGUUUCACUACCUGAGCAUCUCUCUGUUUCACUACCUGAGCAUCUCUCUGUUUCACUACCUGAGCAUCUCUCUGUUUCACUACCUGAGCAUCUCUCUGUUUCACUACCUGAGCAUCUCUCUGUUUCACUACCUGAGCAUCUCUCUCUUUCACUACCUGAGCAUCUCUCUGUUUCACUACCUGAGCAUCUCUCUCUUUCACUACCUGAGCAUCUCUCUGUUUCACCACCUGAGCAUCUCUCUGUUUCACCACCUGAGCAUCUCUCUGUUUCACUACCUGAGCAUCUCUCUGUUUCACUACCCGAGCAUCUCUCUGUUUCACUACCUGAGCAUCUCUCUGUUUCACUACCUGAGCAUCUCUCUGUUUCACCACCUGAGCAUCUCUCUGUUUCACUACCUGAGCAUCUCUCUCUUUCACUACGUGAGCAUCUCUCUGUUUCACUACCUGAGCAUCUCUCUGUUUCACUACCUGAGCAUCUCUCUGUUUCACAACCGGAGCAUCUCUCUGUUUCACUACCUGAGCAUCUCUCUCUUUCACUACCUGAGCAUCUCUCUGUCUCACUACCUGAGCAUCUCUCUGUUUCACUACCUGAGCAUAUCUCUCUUUCACUACCUGAGCAUCUCUCUGUUUCACUACCUGAGCAUCUCUCUCUUUCACUACCUGAGCAUCUCUCUGUUUCACUACCUGAGCAUCUCUCUGUUUCACUACCUGAGCAUCUCUCUCUUUCACUACCUGAGCAUCUCUCUCUUUCACUACCUGAGCAUCUCUCUGUUUCACUACCUGAGCAUCUCUCUGUUUCACUACCUGAGCAUAUCUCUGUUUCACAACCGGAGCAUCUCUCUGUUUCACUACCUGAGCAUCUCUCUCUUUCACUACCUGAGCAUCUCUCUGUUUCACUACCUGAGCAUCUCUCUGUUUCACUACCUGAGCAUCUCUCUCUUUCACUACCUGAGCAUCUCUCUCUUUCACUACCUGAGCAUCUCUCUGUUUCACUACCUGAGCAUCUCUCUGUUUCACUACCUGAGCAUCUCUCUGUUUCACUACCUGAGCAUCUCUCUCUUUCACUACCUGAGCAUCUCUCUGUUUCAUUACCUGAGCAUCUCUCUGUUUCACUACCUGAGCAUCUCUCUGUUUCACCACCUGAGCAUCUCUCUGUUUCACCACCUGAGCAUCUCUCUGUUUCACUACCUGAGCAUCUCUCUGUUUCACUACCCGAGCAUCUCUCUGUUUCACUACCUGAGCAUCUCUCUGUUUCACUACCUGAGCAUCUCUCUGUUUCACCACCUGAGCAUCUCUCUGUUUCACUACCUGAGCAUCUCUCUGUUUCACUACGUGAGCAUCUCUCUGUUUCAAUACCUGAGCAUCUCUCUGUUUCACUACCUGAGCAUCUCUCUGUUUCACAACCGGAGCAUCUCUCUGUUUCACUACCUGAGCAUCUCUCUCUUUCACUACCUGAGCAUCUCUCUGUCUCACUACCUGAGCAUCUCUCUGUUUCACUACCUGAGCAUAUCUCUCUUUCACUACCUGAGCAUCUCUCUGUUUCACUACCUGAGCAUCUCUCUCUUUCACUACCUGAGCAUCUCUCUCUUUCACUACCUGAGCAUCUCUCUGUUUCACUACCUGAGCAUCUCUCUCUUUCACUACCUGAGCAUCUCUCUCUUUCACUACCUGAGCAUCUCUCUGUUUCACUACCUGAGCAUCUCUCUGUUUCACUACCUGAGCAUAUCUCUGUUUCACAACCGGAGCAUCUCUCUGUUUCACUACCUGAGCAUCUCUCUCUUUCACUACCUGAGCAUCUCUCUGUUUCACUACCUGAGCAUCUCUCUGUUUCACUACCUGAGCAUCUCUCUCUUUCACUACCUGAGCAUCUCUCUGUUUCACUACCUGAGCAUCUCUCUCUUUCACUACCUGAGCAUCUCUCUCUUUCACUACCUGAGCAUCUCUCUGUUUCACUACCUGAGCAUCUCUCUCUUUCACUACCUGAGCAUCUCUCUCUUUCACUACCUGAGCAUCUCUCUGUUUCACUACCUGAGCAUCUCUCUCUUCUCUCUCUUUCACUACCUGAGCAUCUCUCUCUUUCACUACCUGAGCAUCUCUCUGUUUCACUACCUGAGCAUCUCUCUCUUUCACUACCUGAGCAUCUCUCUCUUUCACUACCUGAGCAUCUCUCUGUUUCACUACCUGAGCAUCUCUCUGUUUCACUACCUGAGCAUAUCUCUGUUUCACAACCGGAGCAUCUCUCUGUUUCACUACCUGAGCAUCUCUCUCUUUCACUACCUGAGCAUCUCUCUGUUUCACUACCUGAGCAUCUCUCUGUUUCACUACCUGAGCAUCUCUCUCUUUCACUACCUGAGCAUCUCUCUGUUUCACUACCUGAGCAUCUCUCUCUUUCACUACCUGAGCAUCUCUCUCUUUCACUACCUGAGCAUCUCUCUGUUUCACUACCUGAGCAUCUCUCUCUUUCACUACCUGAGCAUCUCUCUCUUUCACUACCUGAGCAUCUCUCUGUUUCACUACCUGAGCAUCUCUCUCAUCUCUCUGUUUCACUACCUGAGCAUCUCUCUGUUUCACUACCUGAGCAUCUCUCUCUUUCACUACCUGAGCAUCUCUCCGUUUCACUACCUGAGCAUCUCUCUGUUUCACUACCUGAGCAUCUCUCUGUUUCACUACCUGGGCAUCUCUCUCUUUCACUACCUGAGCAUCUCUCUGUUUCACUACCUGAGCAUCUCUCUGUUUCACUACCUGAGCAUCUCUCUGUUUCACAACUGGAGCAUCUCUCUCUUUCACUACCUGAGCAUCUCUCUCUUUCACUACCUGAGCAUCUCUCUGUUUCACUACCUGAGCAUCUCUCUGUUUCACUACCUGAGCAUCUCUCUCUUUCACUACCUGAGCAUCUCCCUGUUUCACUACCUGAGCAUCUCUCUGUUUCACUACCUGAGCAUCUCUCUGUUUCACUACCUGAGCAUCUCUCUGUUUCACUACCUGAGCAUCUCUCUGUUUCACUACCUGAGCAUCUCUCUGUUUCACUACCUGAGCAUCUCUCUGUUUCACUACCGGAGCAUCUCUCUCUUUCACUACCUGAGCAUCUCUCUCUUUCACUACCUGAGCAUCUCUCUCUUUCACUACCUGAGCAUCUCUCUGUUUCACUACCUGAGCAUCUCUCUCUUUCACUACCUGAGCAUCUCUCUGUUUCACUACCUGAGCAUCUCUCUCUUUCACUACCUGAGCAUCUCUCUCUUUCACUACCUGAGCAUCUCUCUGUUUCACUACCUGAGCAUCUCUCUCUUUCACUACCUGAGCAUCUCUCUCUUUCACUACCUGAGCAUCUCUCUGUUUCACUACCUGAGCAUCUCUCUGUUUCACUACCUGAGCAUCUCUCUGUUUCACUACCUGAGCAUCUCUCUGUUUCACUACCUGAGCAUCUCUCUGUUUCACUACCUGAGCAUCUACCUGAGCAUCUCUCUGUUUCACAACCGGAGCAUCUCUCUGUUUCACUACCUGAGCAUCUCUCUCUUUCACUACCUGAGCAUCUCUCUGUUUCACUACCUGAGCAUCUCUCUGUUUCACUACCUGAGCAUCUCUCUCUUUCACUACCUGAGCAUCUCUCUGUUUCACUACCUGAGCAUCUCUCUGUUUCACUACCUGAGCAUCUCUCUGUUUCACUACCUGAGCAUCUCUCUGUUUCACUACCUGAGCAUCUCUCUCUUUCACUACCUGAGCAUCUCUCUCUUUCACUACAUGAGCAUCUCUCUGUUUCACUACCUGAGCAUCUCUCUGUUUCACUACCUGAGCAUCUCUCUCUUUCACUACCUGAGCAUCUCUCUGUUUCACUACCUGAGCAUCUCUCUGUUUCACUACCUGAGCAUCUCUCUGUUUCACUACCUGAGCAUCUCUCUGUUUCACUACCUGAGCAUCUCUCUCUUUCACUACCUGAGCAUCUCUCUGUUUCACUACCUGAGCAUCUCUCUCUUUCACUACCUGAGCAUCUCUCUGUUUCACUACCUGAGCAUCUCUCUCUUUCACUACCUGAGCAUCUCUCUGUUUCACUACCUGAGCAUCUCUCUGUUUCACUCCCUGAGCAUCUCUCUCUUACACUACCUGAGCAUCUCUCUGUUUCACUACCUGAGCAUCUCUCUGUUUCACUACCUGAGCAUCUCUCUGUUUCACUACCUGAGCAUCUCUCUCUUUCACUACCUGAGCAUCUCUCUGUUUCACUACCUGAGCAUCUCUCUGUUUCACUACCUGAGCAUCUCUCUGUUUCACUACCUGAGCAUCUCUCUGUUUCACUACCUGAGCAUCUCUCUCUUUCACUACCUGAGCAUCUCUCUGUUUCACUUCCUGAGCAUCUCUCUCUUUCACUACCUGAGCAUCUCUCUCUUUCACUACCUGAGCAUCUCUCUCUUUCACAAGCACAUGCUUACCUCAGCGUACGUGAGUCGCUUGGCAAAAACGGGCGGCACUCCGAUCUCGUUCACCUGA